Messenger RNA from Phyllopteryx taeniolatus (common seadragon), 1625 nucleotides. It is a transcript of the gene mchr2b, whose product is annotated as melanin concentrating hormone receptor 2b. Gene Ontology annotation, molecular function: neuropeptide binding; G protein-coupled receptor activity. Lineage: Eukaryota; Metazoa; Chordata; Actinopteri; Syngnathiformes; Syngnathidae. Bases 195 to 1229 code for a protein of 344 amino acids. Gene Ontology annotation, cellular component: neuron projection; membrane. Gene Ontology annotation, biological process: neuropeptide signaling pathway. The transcript is spliced from 2 exons. The record is from RefSeq and is a predicted model, not a curated record.
UAUAAGACAUGCUCCAGAGGCUGGGCGGCUGGCGCUCUUCCUGUAGUUAGUAUAGCCCUCGCCUGUUUGUCAUCACACAUCAUCCGGCCGGCGGCUUAGAGGAGCAAGCGAGCAGCCGACAAGAGUUUGGCGGCUCCAGACGCGCGGCGCGCACUUGCACCAGCUGGCGAAAGGAGGAUCCUAACCUCCAAAAGAUGAAUGACACGGACAUUUUCUGCCAAAAAAACUCAACCAACCCGUCAUGUGGUUGGAACGCAACCACUUUGUCCACAAGCUUAAUCGACAUCACCACUUUCAUGCACAUUUUACCGUCCAUUUAUGGCAUCCUGUGCUGUGUGGGAGUUCUGGCCAAUGGACUGGUCAUUUAUGCGGUGGCCGGGUGCAAGAAGAAAAUGGUGUCGGACGUCUACGUGCUCAACUUGGCCAUAGCAGACAUGCUUUUCUUGUUGGUGAUGCCCUUCAACAUCCACCAGCUGGUCAGAGACAGGCAGUGGGUCUUCGGGAACUUUAUGUGCAAGGCGGUGGUGGUGGUGGAUGUGAGUAACCAGUUCACCACCGUGGGAAUUGUUACCGUGCUCUGCAUUGAUCGGUACAUUGCCAUCGUGCACCCCACCUCAGAGCGGAGGACCAUUCAGUGGACCAUCAUCAUCAACGUGCUGGUGUGGAUUGGCAGCUUCCUCCUCACUGUGCCGGUCAUGAUGUAUGCGAAAGUUGUACGGAGACAACAUUUGGAGAUCUGCAUGAUGUACCUAGACGGACCUGAGGACAUGUACUGGUAUACCCUCUACCAGUCCAUCCUGGGCUUCAUCAUCCCGCUCAUCAUCAUCAGCACCUUCUACUCGCUCACGCUCUACUACGUGUUCAGCUCCAUCCGUCGGGUGAAACGCAAGCAGACUGUGUGGGCCAAAAGGGCCACCAAGAUGGUGCUGAUGGUGAUCGCUCUGUUCCUGAUCUGCUGGUCGCCGUACCACGUCAUCCAGGUGAUCAACCUGAGCAACAACUCCCCGACCGUCACCUUUAUCUAUGCCUACAACAUCAGUAUCUGCCUCAGCUACUCCCAUAGCUGCAUUAACCCACUUAUGUUGCUCAUCUUUGCCCAAAAUUACCGUGAACGUCUUUGUCGCAGAAACAUGCUGAACAGUUCCCAACACUCAUCCAAGGUGACUGUGGUCAAAAUGGAGGGUUCCAGUGUGGCUACUAACCCCACUUAUCGUUGUACUGCCAUUUAGUAACAAACAUUUCUGCAUAGAGAUAUAGACAUGUUGCUGUUUGUUCAAAUGGACAAGAUAAUGUUGCCUGUGAAAUGUGCAUAAGUAGAAACCAUACUAAGAGAGUCAUGUUCAGUGAGAGAGGAAAAACAUGUGUCUUUAUCGAGGGAAUGUUAGCACUGGUUUCCAAGCAUGCAAACUAUGUAAGAAGCGAUGCAGAGGUACUGCUCAAAUGUGACUUUAAGGAUGUCAUAAUCGAACAAAUUCAGCUCCGUUCUGUCUGACUAAAAACGUGGGAUAUUUGCCAAGACAACAUGUCCUUGCUCAAAUGCUGAAACAAUUUAGUUGUCAUAUACAACCCCAAUUCCAAUGAGUUGGGACAUUGUGUGAAACAUAAAUAAAAACAGAAUACAAUGA